CCCGCCCCACGCGCGCGGACCGGCCCCGCCUCCAGCGUGCAUUUUGGCCACGCCCCCGCGCACGCCGCGCCGGUCCUUACAAUCCGUGUCGUGUCCGCUGUGCCCAUGGUCCUGCCCCGGGGAGCCAUGGCCACUUUCCGCUUGGCCCUCAUCCAGCUUCAGGUUUCUUCCAUAAAAUCAAAUAACCUUAUUCGUGCCUGUGACCUCAUCCGGGAGGCAGCAGCUCAGGGGGCCAAGAUCAUCUCUUUGCCGGAAUGCUUUAAUUCUCCAUACGGCACAAACUAUUUUGCUGAAUAUGCAGAAAAAAUUCCUGGUGAAUCGACACGGAAGCUUUCAGAAGUAGCAAAGGAAUGUGGCAUAUAUCUCAUAGGAGGUUCCAUUCCUGAAGAAGAUGCUGGGAAAUUAUAUAACACCUGUGCUGUGUUUGGACCAGAUGGAACUUUACUGGUAAAGCACAGAAAGAUCCAUCUGUUUGACAUUGAUGUUCCUGGGAAAAUUACAUUUCAAGAAUCUAAAACAUUGAGUCCUGGUGACAGUUUCUCCACAUUUGAUACUCCUUACUGCAGAGUGGGUCUGGGCAUCUGCUAUGAUCUCCGCUUUGCAGAACUUGCACAGAUCUAUGCACAAAGAGAUUGCCAGCUGUUGGUCUAUCCUGGAGCCUUUAAUUUGACCACGGGACCGGCCCACUGGGAGCUGCUCCAGAGAGGCCGGGCUGUUGAUAACCAGGUGUACGUGGCCACGGCCUCCCCCGCCCGGGACGACAGAGCCUCCUACGUUGCCUGGGGACACAGCACCGUGGUGUCUCCUUGGGGAGAGGUCCUUGCGAAGGCCGGUACGGAAGAGACAGUCGUGUACUCAGACAUAGACCUGAAGAAGUUGGCUGAAAUACGCCAGCAAAUCCCCAUUUAUAACCAGAAGCGCUCAGACCUCUAUGCAGUGGAGGCGAAAAAGCCCUAAGGUCUAUGCCUCUACCGUAUCGUUAAAUUGGGAGCUGAUUCCAGUGUGUCACUACUUCCUGCUGAGUUUUUUAAUGAAAAUGUUUUGGUUUUUGUAUUAAAUUGUGGCCUUUCCCCUUCUUGAGCGCUCCGGGUUGACGUGAGGGGCGGUUGUCAGUCUCCAAUGAACCGUAUUGUCCCGUGGGAAAGGACGCGGGCUGGCAGCUGCAGGCCUGAGGGCAGCAGCGGGAGGGCAGGCUCUCGGUUGCUUCCGAGCACCUGACGGAAAGCACCAGCUCUCCGUCUCCUGCUGGGGCUUUACCUAACACAAAUGUUUCUGUGCUGAACUUGACUCUGGGCUAGACUUGGGAUCCAUAUGUAGAAAACUUGGUCCAGUGCAAGUCUCUCUUGAGCUGUGUCUUAGUGUGAGGGUUCGGGCCUGUGAGUAGCUCUGGGAAGUGAGGUAGUGGCUCGAUGGGGAGACGGCAGUGCCACCGUCCCACUCAACUCUUGGGCUCUUCACAUGAAGGAGCUCAUUAUUCAACUCCAGACCCCCCCAUGACUUAGAGGAAAUGAAGCCCCCACAUCCCUAGCAAAUAAGCAGUUCUGUGGUGGAAUGGCAGUGGUGGCAUUGGCCUAAGAAAAUUGUGUCUCUGCAAGAGAUUUCCUGAAAGUCUCAUUUCCUGUAUCAGUAAAGGCAAGUUUUUAGGGCCAGGUAUGGUGCUUGACUUGCCUAUGUUCAACCCAGGUUCAAUCCCCAGUCACAUGUGGUCCCCCUAAGCCCUCAAGGAGUAAUCCCUGAGUGCAAAUCUAGGAGUAAGCCCUGAGUACUGUCAGGUGUGGCCCAAAGGAGUCUAAAUAAGUAAAUUGUUGUUUUUAAAAGCAAGUUUUUAGCCUCUUGGUUCUCAUACUUCUUUGCCGUUAAAACACAGAAUUCCAGUGAGCUCUUGUUUAUGUGUGUAACAGCUAGUAGUGGGCUGUUAGCCGUUAAACAGCCAGCUGUCUGAGACGAAGGACUACAGUUUCUGCAGUGGUGUUGGUCACUUUCUGUGAUAAACACUUUGACCACGGCUAAAGUGAUCUGAGCAUGACACCUUUAAAUGCAGAUGGGAACAGAACAGAGUGCCCCAGUUGGCUCACCAUUGUUGCAUCUAGAGAGUUAAUAUUGGAAAAUAAGACAGAACUUUAAAGCAAAGAAUUUGUGAGUGCCCAUUUCAUUGGGUGUUUUGUGGUGGCAUUGUAUGUCAUUAACCUUUGGAACCAGCAGUGGGUCCUAGAAAAAUUAAAAGGCAAAGUGCUUCAAAAUUAAUUUGGUAAGAUUUGACACAUUCAUAUCAGUGCAUCCCCUCAAUAAUGAACAUGCCCCCAGCCCCCAAAACUUUAUUUGUGCUUUCUUUUAAUAAUUCUCUAAGCACUUCCUUCAUCCCAGGCAAUCAGCUUUGUCACUAUAGAUUAGUUUUAAUUUUCUAGAAUUACCUAAAAAGGGAAUCAUACUGUCUGUAUCCUUUCUGUCUCUUUCAUGAAUUAAUAUUAAUCCAUCUGUGUGUCAGUACUUCAUUCCUAUUUUAUUUUUGAGUAGUAUGUACAUCCAAUAAUUUGUCCAUGUACCUGUUGAUGAACGUUUGAGUUGUUUCUAGUUGGGGCUAUUGCAAAUAAAAUGACUAAAAGUA
Sorex araneus (European shrew) is the source of this 2605-nucleotide messenger RNA. It is a transcript of the gene NIT2, whose product is annotated as nitrilase family member 2. The record is from RefSeq and is a predicted model, not a curated record. The transcript is spliced from 10 exons. Gene Ontology annotation, biological process: L-glutamine metabolic process; oxaloacetate metabolic process. Gene Ontology annotation, cellular component: mitochondrion. NCBI's taxonomy places the organism in Eukaryota, Metazoa, Chordata, Mammalia, Eulipotyphla, Soricidae. Gene Ontology annotation, molecular function: omega-amidase activity. Bases 106 to 957 code for a protein of 283 amino acids.